Molecule: messenger RNA, 1848 nt
Organism: Pygocentrus nattereri (red-bellied piranha)
Lineage: Eukaryota; Metazoa; Chordata; Actinopteri; Characiformes; Serrasalmidae
Product: interferon-induced very large GTPase 1-like
Molecular function (GO): GTPase activity; GTP binding
Source: RefSeq, a predicted model, not a curated record
AUGACAUUAGAUGUGAACUGCAGAUAUGUCUAUUGUAAAAAUGCUGAAGAAGAGCGCACAGUCACAAAUGUAAAUGUGGAUGAUUUCCUUAGUUUUGGAGCAGAAAAUAGCAGAAAUAUUGGUGAUGAGAAGAGUCAUAUCCACCCCAUGGAUGUUUACAUGGCAGUUUUUCACUGUACUGAUGAUUUAGCUCGAGAGUGCAUCAUUAACAAGCUUUCAACAUGUCAAUUUGCUCUACCUCUUCUAGUACCAAAUCCAUUCACAGGAAAAAUUGAGGUUCCUGUUUCUGCACUUCAACGGAUCAAAAAGACAAGGAUUUCAAAGAGUCAGUCGGGAACAGUGGACAAUGUAGAGCUCAGAAGUGAUUUCCUAUUCAGUAUCCCAGUUCCUGUCGUGUCCUUCAUAAGAUUAGGGAAGUCUGAGGGGAGUUCAAAAUCUCAAAUCAUGAAUAACAUCCUGAAUCAAAACAGACACCCAACAUUUUUCAGUCGACAGUGUAGAGGGAGCACAAAAACCGGUUUACUGAUGGAAGGUGCUGCAGAGAUUUUUUGGUACUGUCCACGUGGAGGACAAGAUAAUACCUUUCAAAACUGUGUGGCUUUUAUCAACCUUCAUGGUGACGCCAACAAACAUCCAAUACAGCUACAGCUCAUAGAGGAGAUGAGCUCAGUCAUCGUUAUUCUUCUUCCAGAGAACCAUCAGCUGCCAGAGAUAGAAAUAUCAGGGAAGAUUAAAUCUGCUUCCUUUGGGGUCCAUCACAUCAUGAGAGAAACAGCCCAAAUAUAUGAAGCCAUGCACGCAUUUGGAGAAUCUUCUACUAUGUGGUUUGACCUAGAGAGGCUCCCUGAACUAGGAGCUGAAAUGAUCUUGUCUGGAUGUCCAGUAGAACUCUUAGAUGGUGAUGUAAAUCAUAUUCCUCUGGACUGGAUAAGCGCUGUGUUAGAAAAACUCAUUCACAAAGUUGGAGAUCAAAGGGUGCUUGUAAUCUCUGUUCUUGGGUUGCAGAGUUCAGGGAAAUCUACCCUACUGAAUGUCAUGUUUGGUCUUGAGUUUUCUGUAGGUGUAGGACGCUGCACAAAAGGGGCUUUCAUGCAGUUAGUUCCAGUAGAGAAACAGCUCAAAGACCAGCUACAGUUUGACUUCAUUUUACUCCUGGACACAGAGGGUCUACGAUCUGUAGAAGCUGAUAAAUCUGUAAGUCAUGAUAAUGAAUUGGCAACAUUUGUAGUUGGUUUUGCAGACAUCUCUAUUAUCAACAUCAUGGGAGAGAAUCCAUCUGAAAUGCAAGACAUCCUCCAAAUAUGUUUUCAGGCAUUCCUGAGAAUGACAUCAGUAGAAGUAAAACCAUGUUGCUUCUUUGUUCAUCAGAAUGUUGCAGACUCUGCUGCAAAAUAUAAAACUCAAGAAGGGAGAAGACAGCUGAUAUCAAAACUGGAUGAAAUCUCAAAGAUGGUUGCAGAGGCAGAGGACCGGGAGGUCAGCGGCUUCAGUGACAUAAUACAGUUUGACGCUGAGACUCAAGUGUUUUACUUCAAGAAUUAUUUUGAUGGAGACCCUCCAAUGGCUCAUCCAAACUCCUCCUAUUCUCAGAAUGCUCAGGAACUGAAACACAAACUUCUCUCCAUUUCAGAAUGGCAGCCCAAAUGUAAGCUUUCUUUGCUAUCAGAACUCAGUGAGCGAAUUCAUAAUCUAUGGAACGCACUCAUGAAAGAAAACUUUGUCUUCCAUUUUCGAAAUUCACUGCACAUUAUGGUGUACACUAAACUAGAGGAACAGUAUGGAAAGUGGUCAUGGAAAAUGAGAAAGUAUGCCCUGGAAACACAGAACACUGCAUUACAUGAUCACUAG